AUGUCUGCAGCCAAGAAGAACGUGGUGUUCCUUAGGCUUUUCAUUGGAAAGCUAUGGAAGGGUCUCUCAUUCUUCACCCAUAAAGGACCUGAUCAUUACCAUAAAGAUGUGAAAACUGCACUAAUGGUGCCAGACGAUGUAAAGGAAGGGCAAUUUGCUGUUUUGGCCAUAAAAGGUGAGGAGAUUGAAAGGUUUGUUUUAGAAUUCAGCUUCCUUAAUAACCCUGCUUUUGUAAAGUUGCUGAAACUGGCUGAGGAGGAAUUUGGAUUCCAUCAGAAGGGUGCUCUUGCUGUCCCUUGCCGGCCAGAGGAGUUGCAGAAAAUUCUUAGGGCCGGAUGAAGGAGGGAGAAGAUUGACUAUUAUGCUCAAGAAUGUACUACUUGUACCUUCCCAGCAUCGAGAGUUUCAAAGGAAAUGACCUAAUCGAUGUUCAUUGGUUUCUUUAAUUUAUUUUUCUCGUUAUUCUUUAAUUAAUUUCUUUCUGGUCUCUUCAUUCCAGUACAGAUGAAAUUUUACAAUAAUGUGUUAAUUCUUCCUUAUGUUUUCA
Messenger RNA from Hevea brasiliensis (rubber tree), 547 nucleotides. RefSeq names its product auxin-induced protein X15-like. The record is from RefSeq and is a predicted model, not a curated record. The coding region runs from base 1 to 339 and encodes 112 amino acids. Gene Ontology annotation, biological process: response to auxin. NCBI's taxonomy places the organism in Eukaryota, Viridiplantae, Streptophyta, Magnoliopsida, Malpighiales, Euphorbiaceae. The transcript has a single exon.